AUGCUGGAAGAGGAGGAUGUUUACAGCCCCACAAAACCAAUUUUGUCUUCAGCUCCAGAUCGUCAUGAUAUUUACCAUAUUAAAAUGCCUACUGGAGAGAGUAACUCAAAGAGAGCUAAAAAUAUUUUGGAAGUGCAUAAUAAUUUGAGAGAACAAGGUGUGACAGGCGUUCGCCGUUCUGGAAUGGAAUUACAUUCGGUCUCGUCUCAUUCUAAACCAAUACAAAAGCAAUCACCACUUAAACCGAAGCCUACAGCUGCUCUUGUUGUUCAGGACACGGAUAUUACUUCUUCAACAGCAGCAGGUUGGCUGCCAACACGUUCCUUACGGAGUGAUGCAAUUUCUACAAAAACAAUGGUCGUAAAAGAUGCUUCAAGUACAUUACUUGGACGUGGAAUGAGUGGAAUGGUCGCAAAUCGGACAACCCCUUCAAAAUUAACUGGGAAUAAAAUCCCUGUCCGAGUGAAUUUGGGAGACGAAAUAGCUGCGGCUUUGAGGGCGCCAUUGCGCAGUCCAAUUAAAAGAGCAACUGUCCGUUAUGAGGAGGAUGAUGGAAUGUUUGAUAUUGGAGCACAUGAAGAUUAUUUGGAGGAAGAAGGUCUUUUUGAUGUUGUUCCUGCUGCUAGAAAGAUUCCUAAACUUGUUGAGCAACAACGGACUCCAAUCUCUGAACGUAUUCAACUUGUUCGGAAACGUGAAGGACGUCCAAUAAUAACUUUGGAUGGACGUAAACUAACAUUGUCUGGAGGUGGAGGAAGAAAACAACUAAAUAUUGGAGGUAAAGGAGUGAUGAAAAAAGGAAAAGGAGGAGGAAGAGGACUUUCAAUUUUGGAACGAAUUUCGUUUUAG
Meloidogyne enterolobii is the source of this 849-nucleotide messenger RNA. The record is from the annotation of a GenBank genome assembly. Lineage: Eukaryota; Metazoa; Nematoda; Chromadorea; Rhabditida; Meloidogynidae.